Molecule: messenger RNA, 2695 nt
Organism: Cynoglossus semilaevis (tongue sole)
Lineage: Eukaryota; Metazoa; Chordata; Actinopteri; Pleuronectiformes; Cynoglossidae
Product: Krueppel-like factor 2
Exons: 3
Coding region: 420-1679 (419 amino acids)
Biological process (GO): regulation of transcription by RNA polymerase II
Molecular function (GO): DNA-binding transcription factor activity, RNA polymerase II-specific; RNA polymerase II cis-regulatory region sequence-specific DNA binding
Source: RefSeq, a predicted model, not a curated record
GCAGCAGAGCUCAGGCAGCAUUCCGCAGCAGUUCUCCUCCACUGACUCCUCAGCUCUCUCUCUCUCUCACUCCUUCACCUCUCCGAGUCUGACUCGCAGGGAAAAACGUCUUUUAUACCCGGGCUAAAUUUAGGAGGGGGAGCUUGGUCUGGUCCGUGCGCAGCGUCCUCAUCCUGGACGCGCUUCCUUCCUCUGGCCUGGCAUUGGUCUGCGCUGAGCACAGAAGAAUAUUUAGAAGAACAACAGCAGCAGCUCUGCUCCAGACCGACGACUGCUCAUGAAUGAGAGCAAACGACAGAAGAAGAGCAGCUUCUCUGGACACUUCGCUUGUGUUUGAUUCUAAACUGAAGAAAAAAUAUAUUUUUUUCCUUUAGUUAUUUUAAGGAACUUUUUUUUACUGAUCUGAGUUAAAACAAGGAAUGGAAAUGGCCUUGAGUGGGACCAUUUUACCAUCAAUAUCUACGUUUUCCAACCAAAAGGAGAAAUGCUGGGAACAUAGGUGGAAGGGCAACAUGAGCAGCGUUGCCGCUGACCUGGACACCACCUGUCUGGGCAGAAAAGACGAAGAGGAUCUGGAUAAGUUCCUCGACCUCGAAUUUAUUCUGGCAAACACAACCGGUGCUGAUGGAGCACCGGUGACGGGGGCUGGAGCAGAGUCCUACCGUCUCCAGGACGCAGGAGUGCCCGUAUACCAGCAACAGCACAGCGGGAUGAACAAUUACUCCUCUGCCCCUGACAUGAACUGCCCUCCUCCGCCCUACAACAGCCUGAUGGCAGAGCUGCUCCGCUCCGAUGUAGACACGAGUUUCCUCCCCGGGAACACUCCCGGUAUCCAGGGCAGAUUCCUCAUCAGUUCCGCGCCUUUCCACGGCACUCAGGACUUAUUAUUCCCCGAGCAUCAGGCCAUCAAAGUGGAGCCCGUUUCCAUGGACUCUUACGGACCCGUCAUGGGUCUGGUUCCUCAGAGCUGCACUAAGAUCAAGCAGGAGGGCAACGUUUCGUGCAUGAUGUCCUACGAGCAGCAGCCGCGCUUGGCCAACUCCCCGCAGGCGGCUGCACUUGGCAGCAUGACACCGCCGCUCAGUCCCGACGACCUGAUGAGCUCCGAGUGCCAUCAGCAGCAGAUGUGUGCCAACUCCACCUUCCAGCAGAGCUUCCACCCGCAGCAGCAGCACCGCAGCAGUGCGCCGCCCGGGUUCCCACACCCGCACACCGGGAUACAGCUCCAGUUCCCCGCGGCGCCGCACCAUCACCAGUUCCCCGGCAUGUUCUCAGAAGACACGGGCAUGGGUCUGCAGCAGCAGCAGCAGCAGCCGGGGGCGGCGCAGCGGCUCCUGCUCACUCCUCCAUCCUCCCCGCUGGAGAUGAUGGACUCCAAACCUAAGAGAGGUCGCCGCUCCUGGCCCAGGAAACGGACUGCGACGCAUACGUGCACUUUCACCGGCUGUGGGAAGACGUACACGAAAAGUUCGCACCUGAAGGCGCACCUGAGGACGCACACAGGGGAGAAACCAUACCACUGCAGCUGGGAAGGUUGUGGCUGGAAGUUUGCGCGUUCUGACGAGCUAACGCGUCACUUUCGGAAGCACACUGGACACAGGCCAUUCCAGUGUCACCUGUGUGAACGCGCAUUCUCCAGAUCUGACCACCUGGCCCUGCACAUGAAAAGGCACAUGUGAAGAAUGUCCCGGAAGUGGAAAAAAAACAACAACUUGGACUUGGAAAAAAAAAGCCACGAAAAACUGAACUUUAACUUCCGGUAUCAGCUAUAAAACGAUUCCUUGAUGCAAAUAUAAAGAUGCAAAUUCCUAUAUAAGACAGUGCCCUCUAGUGGUACAUAGCAGAAUGAACUGCCUUAGACUACAACGAAGGAAGCCACUAGCCUGAUGACUACACUGUAAUGUGUUUACAGGUAUAUUUAUAGGAAUAUUAUGGUUUUUUAUUGUUAUUUUCAAUCGGACCAAAGAGCAUCACGACAAAAUGCCUUAAAAAAUAUUCAUGUUCAAGAAAAGUCAGACUAUUUAAAUGUUCACUCUGACACCAGACACAGCAGAUACGACAGAAACAGACCAAUCCUGUUCAUUUUUGUGACUCUGUAGCUGGUACUACUUUUGUCGUUCGUAAAAACGACAGACAGAGGUUAAAAACAUUCCACUCAACAUGUCAGGCACAUGCAGCCCAAUCAACUGGAAACAGACAAAGAGCAAUGAUGUAAAAAGUGCUCUUUGGAUGAACUUUGACCUUAGUGCCUUUAUCAUCACAGCUCAUGUGUACCCUGGUCCUCACCUACCAACGACAAUCGAACCACCGCUGUGUGUCGUAUUGUAAAAGUGUAAACUGCACAUGAAAUAAGCUUCUUUAAGACAAUGUUUUGUACUGAAGACAAACUGCCUUAUGUUCGUCCUCUGUCUUCUUUGAAGGCUUGAACUGAAUGUCACGGUGUCUGUCUGUCUGUCUGUUCGUCCGUCCGUCCGUCCGUAUUCUCUGAAGUCAGGCUCUGAUGUGGUAAACAUGCUCGCCAUCUCAACCACAUCCUGAUCGACAAAGGGCUAACAAAGUCUUUGGCAAUAAGACAGAUUGUUGUAUUCUUUUCUUGUUUGUGUCUUGAAGAAAUGUACUGCCUUGUAAAUACAUUUUAUAUAUAAUGUAAAUAGUUUAUUUUUAAUGUACAUAUUAAACUAAAAGAACAACAUGA